CACACUUCCUGAGCUUGCACUCUGAGGGGUGUGUGUUUCAUUCAUUCAUCCAUAUUGCCUCUUUUUAUUUUUACCAAGACACUUUCAUCUCAAGACUGCUGGAGUUUAAUCGGUUGAGAGUUCGGUGCAGGAUUUUCACAGGACGUUCGUGUGUAUUCGUCCAGGAGAGCUGUGUGUGUGUGUGUGUGUGUGUGUGUGUGUGUGUGUGUGUGUGUGUGUGCAGCUCAGUGGGACUGUAAACCUGGAUGACAGUGGUAUCCGUGUAUACGAAGUGAGUUGGUAAUCCUGGAAUGGAGCCAGUUGGAUGAGAACAUGUGGCUUUACAUGCAGGAACAGGACUGACUUUCACUGUGUGUAAAAUAUAAGGACGGGAAAGUCGCGGCUGAAUAAAGCGAAGCUGAGCGUCAUCUCGGAAGAUCAGGCCUGCUGGAGGAAAGAUAAGAUAGCGAAGAGACUCGAGAGGAGCGACCCAUAGAGGAGAAAAAAGAGAAAAAGAGAGUGGGAGAGAGUGAGAGAUGAUGGAUCAUUUGUAUUUGUGGAUCUUGCUCCUGUCUCUUUCUCUCUCCUAUCAGAAUGUGUCUGCACAAGCUGAAGAGUGUCGCACGGCCUUGCCUGCGGACAUCGUGUUCUUGGUGGACGAGUCGUGGUCGGUGGGUCCUUCCAGCUUCGGCCAGAUUAAAGAGUUCAUUGCUGAAAUUAUCCGAUCCUUCCAGAGCAGCGUGAUCGGAGCAGAAGGUGUUCGUUUUGGAGUCACUUUAUAUGCAGAUAUUCCGAGGAUGCGUGUGGCUCUGACGGACUACUCCACCGUGGAGGAGAUAUUAAACGCGGUGGAGGAGCUGCCGUACGAGGGAGGAGGGAGUCGCACAGGCGUGGCCCUCGAGUUCCUAGUGGAGUCUGUCUUCAGUCAGUCAAUUAUCCGGGAAAACACUCCAAAGAUCGCGGUGCUCAUUACUAACGGCAGAUCGGAUGAUGUGAUCAGUGGACCGGUUAAAGCAAUAGAGGAGAGCGGCAUCUCUCUUUUCGCAGUAGGUGUGAGGAAUGCUGAUCCAGAAGAGCUGAAGAGGAUAGUGAGCGAGCCUCACGAGGAGCACCUAAUGCUUAGCCCUGAUUCGUCCUUUCUAGAAAGUCUGCUGCCCAAAAUCUCACGUCGCGUGUGUUUCACUGCCUCCGAACCUCCUCGACCUGUUAAACACACACGUCCGGUGACAGAGAAGGUGGUCGGCCCCAGGGACCUGCAGGUCAGUGAGUUGAGCUACAACUCUCUACAGCUCUCCUGGAGUCAGGCCACCGGAGACGUGACAGGUUACAGGCUGCUGAUCGCUCCUGUUUCUCCAAAAGGCCAUCUGCUCCCUGUAAAACCUCGACAAAUUGAUUUAAAGGGAGAUGUGGGAAACACUAAAGUGACCGGGUUGACCCCGAAGACCGAGUACUCUCUCACUGUCUACGCCAUCUACCCCGGCCUCAUCGGAGAAUCGACCAGUGUAAUCACAGAGACGACUCCUGUACCUUCGGUCGCAAACUUCCGUGUGAUCGAAGAAGGGCUGUUCUCUUUACGCUUGGCUUGGACGUCUCCUCUCGGCCACGUGGACAUGUACAAAAUCUUCAUCCCGAGAUCCGACAGACCCGGGACGAUCUAUGAGCAGACGCUGCAGGGCGAUGCCUCCUCUCAUGUGAUUGACAGCUUGGAGGAGGAUAAAAUAUACACAGUUAGCAUCUACUCCAUAUACCCUGAGGGACCCAGUGAGCCUGUGUCUGUCAUUGGGAGAACAUUGAAGCUGGUCCCUGUGCAGCAGCUGUUGGUGGAAAACGCCACUACAGACACUGUGCAGGCUCGCUGGCUCUCGGUGAGAGGAGCCUCAGGUUACAGACUCACCUGGGCAUCUUCAGAGGGCCACAUUGAGAGCGUCAACCUUGCAGGAAACUAUAAGUUCUACAUGGUGCAGGGUCUUCACGCUGGAACGGAGUACACUAUCAGCAUCAACCCUGUGUUUGUGGAUAUAGAAGGACCGUUGACGUCCACCAAAGCCAAGACAUUGGAGAGCAGUGCUGUACAGACUCUGAGGGCCACGGCGGUGAGCACAAGCAGCGCUUUGAUUUCAUGGAACGAUGUUUCAGGAGCCACAGGCUACAGGUUGGCCUGGGGUCCUACUGCAGAAUUUACUGGACGAGAUCGACCCAGGCAGCUGGCUCUGAACAAAAGCAUUACAGAGUAUUUACUGAAAAAUCUUGUCCAUGACACCGAGUAUGUGGUUUCCCUUUAUGUCCUGUUCGGCUCCGUGGUGGGACCCGGAAUCACCGCGACGUUCAGAACGUCUCCCCUCGGCUAUGUGUCUAAUUUCAAGGUGAUAUCUUACACCAGUUCCUCUAUAAAUGUGGAGUGGAGCGCUAUUGUAGGAGCCACCGAGUAUAAACUGACCUGGAGAUCAGAAGGAGUAAAUCCACAAAGCCGAUAUGUGGACCACAGUGUUUUACAGCACAGCAUCACCGGCCUCCAUCAAACAUUGUACACCAUCAGCAUCCAUGCCCUGUACGGAAACAUGGAGGGGCCAGAAAUCUCUCUCACACAGCUUACAGCUUCUUCGAUUGAUUCAGAGCAGAUUGAGACAGUAAAGGAAUUGAAGGUGGUUGAUAUCGGAGUGAACUCUUUCAGCAUUUCCUGGAGGAACACACCCGGAGUUACUGGCUACAAAAUCAGCUGGACACCAUUUAACGGUGGAGAAAAGAAGAGUGCAACAGUUUCAUCAUCCAUUACAUCAUACACCAUCACUGGACUGCCAGCCAGCUCUGCUUACAAGAUCCAGGUCUCAUCAUUAGUAAGGGAUCGCGAAGGAAGUUCUGCAACAGUCACGGCACGGACUUUGGACCUUCCUAAAGUGAACGGGUUCAGUGCUCUGAACAUCACUGACGAUAGCACUGCACUCAACUGGACCAGAGUUGCAGGAGUUUCAGGGUAUCUCCUGUCCUGGAGACACAUAUCAGAGCUUGAGAGUACUACUGAAAUACUGGGCCCUGGAUUCUCCUCAUUGAAGAUAAAAAACCUGCAGUACGGAAGAACCUACAUCUUCACCAUUCGGCCCCUUUAUGGAGAGGUAGAGGGUCCUGUCACAACCAUUACCAAACGCAUUGUGGGUGCCUCCCGUCUCGUUCCUGUCCAACCCCCCACAUCGGCCCCUGUUCUAUCCAACAAAGACUUCAGCAUCAACACUACAGCCAUCAAUAACACCAUAAAGACCACCGCUACUCAGAGACCCGCUGCCAACCCAAAUCCGAUCGUCACAAAAACGUCGCAAUCUAUAACCAUGCUCACCACAGCAGCUCGAGAACAAACCACUCUCUCUGCUCGCACCCCUCCAUCUGGACCGGUGUGUGGCAGGGUGAAAGCAGACAUCGUGUUUCUGGUCGAUGAGUCCUGGAGCAUUGGUUCUAAUAACUUUGGCAAGCUGAAGGACUUCCUGUUUAGGAUAGUGACAUAUUUCCCUGUAAUUGGGCCACAAGGUGCACAGAUAGCUGUGGUUCACUACAGUGAUCAGCCCAGGAUCGAGUUCAGCCUGAACACUUAUAGAGAUCGCACCUCCGUGCUCCGAGCACUUCGGCAGGUUCACUACGGGGGAGGAAACACUAAAACAGGUCGAGGGAUCGGUUACGUUCUGAGGGAAACGUUCCGGGAGUCUCUGGGGAUGAGGCAAAACGUUCCCCACGUGCUGAUCCUGGUGACGGAUGGGAAAGCCCAGGAUGAUGUGGAACCACCCUCCAGAGUAGCACAUGUUCUAGGUGUGAGUAUUCUGGCCAUUGGAAUCGCAAAUGCCGACAUCGAGGAACUGAAAAAAAUAGCUUCGCCCACCACCUACAAGAACGUCUUCUUCGCUGCUGACUUCGAUGAUCUCCCUUCCAUUGAGAGAGAGCUGAUCAGCAGCAUCUGCAGCGAAGCUCUGAUGUCUGAAUUUCAGCACCAGGAGCCCGCUCAACUGGACAUACCAACAAGUGAUCCGGUAUCUAUUUCAAAACCUGAGGGUCCCUGUCCAAUCCAGUGCAAGGGACAAAAAGGAGAGAAGGGGGAUGGAUCUGGACACGGCGGUCUGCGCCCCAAGGUAGACGGUGUCGAUUACGAUCCGUUCACUUUAAAGAUGAAAGGGGAGAAAGGAGAGAGGGGUCUUCCUGGGAUGGAUGGCAUACCCGGAGUACCAGGACGACCAGGUCGAACCGGACCUCCUGGUUCGGCUGGACUAAGGGGCCCUUCUGGUGUUCCUGGGGAGAUGGGACCACCUGGUGUUACAGGACCGAAAGGUCAGCGAGGGGAGAGAGGAGAACCUGGGUAUGUAAUGGGAAGCAUGGAUGUCACCCCGGGACGUAAAGGAGAACCGGGAUCAUCCGGUCCUCAGGGGCCUCCAGGUGUACCAGGGGUCUCAGGACCUCCAGGAGUCCCAGGGCAGCCUGGACCACCAGGAAUUCCUGGUAUUUCUAUAAAGGGUGAGACUGGAGAGCCUGGUCUUAAAGGUCCACGUGGGAAGCCGGGAGCCAAAGGAGAAAAGGGGGAAGCUGGAGAAACUGGUCAAGCAGGGUUACCUGGAGUAAUAGGAGUGGAUGGAAAUCCUGGACUUCCUGGACUGAAAGGUGAAAGAGGAGAAGAUGGAGUCGGAAUCCCUGGUGUUCAAGGUGUACAGGGUUCUCCAGGAGAAAAGGGAAAUAUGGGGAACCCAGGGCCGGUUGGACCAAAGGGUGAGCAAGGAAUUCAAGGAGUGACAGGACCGAGUGGCUUCAGGGGAAAAAGAGGUUUAAAAGGGGAGCGAGGAGACAAGGGUGAUCGUGGAGAAGUAGGACCAUUGGGACCUCAGGGAUUAUCAGGUCUACCUGGAGCUGUUGGACCAAAGGGUGAAGAGGGACAGCGAGGAGCCCCAGGAGACCCGGCUAAAGGCAUAUUCGGACCUCCUGGGAAGAAAGGCGUAAGGGGGGAUGUCGGUGCAAUCGGACCUCCUGGGCUUCAGGGAAUUAAAGGUGACCAAGGAGACAAGGGUGAAAAGGGCAGUCCUGGCUUCGGGAUUCCUGGACAGCCAGGUCCCAAGGGUGAGAGCGGUGAAAGGGGUAAUGUUGGAUUAUCAGGGAAACCUGGGCCAAAGGGCAAUGACGGCAUUAAAGGGGAAAAGGGUAACAUGGGUUUCUCAGGAAACCCAGGACCUCCUGGACUAAGAGGUAAAGAUGGUUUGCCCGGCUCAAAAGGAAACCUUGGACUUCCGGGAGAGCCUGGUUCUCCAGGGCAGACAGGAGAGAAAGGAAUCAGGGGCCCACUUGGUUUCCCUGGACAACCUGGAAGCCCUGGUGAGAAAGGGGACUCUGGGAAAAGUGGGCUUCUGGGACCUGAAGGUCCAAAAGGAGAGAAAGGAGAACAAGGGAAACCUGGUCCACCUGGAAAUUAUCAUUUUUCCAUGUCGGACAACAUCAAGACCAUCAAGGGUGAGCCAGGUGACCCAGGCGAGCGUGGGCUUCCAGGUCUGCGAGGAGAUUCAGGACCACCAGGGCCACCAGGUCUGCCAGGAAAAUCUGGACCUUCAGGAUUUCUGGACUUUGCAGGUGUAUCUGACAGAGAUGGACUGGGUGGUUUUAAAGAAGCACAUGGUCCAAAGGGCGAAGCUGGGAAGAAAGGUGACCCUGGAACUAGAGGAGAGAAAGGAGAACCUGGGCGUGUUGGAGUUUCUGGCAUGCCUGGCUUACCUGGUGUUCCUGGUAAACCUGGUGUAGAUGGCAAGCGUGGACUAGCAGGAAAAGAUGGACAACCGGGACUCCGGGGCAGUGACGGGAAAAAGGGAGAGAAAGGAGAACCUGGUGUUGAUGGUAAAGACGGGACAAAGGGAGAUGUUGGUCCUCCAGGUUCACCCGGCCCUUCUGUUGUAGUGCCUGAGGGUGCUUCAAUUGAUGAUCUUCAAAAGGCAUUUACGCUACCAAUGGGUCCUCCUGGAGCGACGGGCUCUCCAGGCAUGAAGGGAGAAAAAGGAGAUUCAGGGGAGAAGGGGGACAUCGGAUUGCCAGGGGGACGAGUUGAAAUGAAGGACAUUGAGGCGUUAUUUGAAUCAUAUGGCAUUAAGCUUUCUCUGCUGAAGGCCUUAAUCGAUAGGCUCCUCCAGGAUGGAAUGGAGGAACUACUGCAUGAAAUCAGCACCAAGAAAAGAACCAAGGAACAAAGGAUAAACCCGGACUCUAACAUCAUCACCGAAUACACCAACUCGGUGAAGUACGAACUCUCGAGUGACACCCAGACCGCCGAACUCCUGCCUGAAGAAUUGGAUCUAGAUGAACAGUACCAAGUUCAGGUUUUACUAAACCAAACAGAAGAUGGCAGAACUCUUUGGAAUGCCAGUACGUAUGGGACGGCAAAUCUGAGCAGAACAGAAAGCAGGGUUGAAUUAGAAGGAGAAGAAGCUGAGGCUCUGCUGGAACCCUUCACAGAGGAAUCAUCUAUUUACAUGACUCAGAUUAACAACGCUUCAGAGACAGUCGGUACAACCAAAUCAGAGGUAAGUAUGGAGGACGACCUACUCAGUCCGGAGAACACAGAAAAGAAGACUUCAGGUGAAAAGAAGAAGGGCAGAGAGAGAGGAAAGGGUAAAGGGCAUAAAGGACGCCAUAAACGACAAAGAAAGCGAUUGGAAGAGCAAGACCCUGAGGAAUUGGAAGUUGGAGAGGAGAUUCAUGAUGAUGAUGAGGAGGAUUAUGAUGAUGGUGGUGAUGAGGGUGAAGAUUAUGAAUAUGAGGAUGAGCUUGUUACAGAGAAGACAGUUCUCACCCAUGAGGAGGAGAAAGAGCAGAUGAUCUACACAAGCACAAAGCCUUUUCCCUCGAUAUCAGCAUUCACAGAGCAGCCAAGUGAAAGCACAGCGUCCCCCGAUAUCGAUACACAGGCUGCAGAAAAGGGGGUCGUGUCGAGGUCUGAUGCACAUGGAGCGAUGCCUAAAGUGAAGAGGAGCGCCCGUUCACCUGAUUAUGAGCCCUCAAAUAGCGCAAGGAGGAAAAAGAAACAAAAGAUAAAGAAGCCGAAAUAUAUGGAGCGAGAACCUGAAACUAAAAUAUACCCUGAAACAGAUCCUGAAGUUGAAGUGAAAGGAGAAAUGGAGAGACAGUUUGACAGAGAAAGAGAGAAGAGAGAGGAGUCAAAAAAGGAAGAGGAACGAGGGAUAUCGGCUGAGCCAGAAUUGCACUGGUCAGGAGAUUUAGACGAAGAAAGGAGCAUCGAGAGCGAGAAUGAAGACCGGGAAUGGGAUGAAGAGAGAGAGAGAGACAGGAUGGAGAUGGAGAGAGAGAGGAUGGAGCUUGAACAGGAGAGUGAGGAGGAGUCAGAGAGAGAGGAAGUCGCAGAACCAGAGGAAGAAAUGGAGAGAGAGGACAUAGCGGAAAGACAAAGGAUGGAGUGGGAGAUGAUGGAGAGAGAAAGGUUGGGAGAGAUGGAUAGAGAAGAAGACAUGAGGGCCCACAUCUCUCAGUAUGAAUUUCUGAAGGGACCUCCAGGUGAAAACGGGCUACCAGGACCCAAGGGUGAGAUUGGAGAAAAAGGACAGAAGGGCGAGCCUGGAAUCGGACACCGUGGUCCUGUUGGUCAGGCUGGUCCACCUGGGCAGAAGGGUGAGCCUGGAGAACCAGGACCCCCUGGAGCACAGGGAAUCCAGGGCAUCAGGGGUAACCCUGGGAUCCCAGGAACUCCAGGUCAAAGAGGUGAUCCAGGAGACCCUGGAGAGCCAGGUAAACCGGGAGACAGGGGUAGACGAGGAAAAAAUGGAUCGCCUGGCACUCCUGGUGCACCAGGAACAUCAGGAAAAGAAGGGAUUACAGGUCCACCAGGAGUGAAAGGUGACAAGGGCGAAAGCAUCCCGGGGGAGCCAGGAGAGAGGGGCGUGGCUGGACUUCCAGGCCGCAGGGGCCCCAAGGGUACUUUGGGUGUCAGAGGGCCAUUUGGACUUAUGGGUCCUAAAGGUCUCUCUGGUGUAAAAGGAGAAAAGGGGGACAAAGGUCUACCAGGCAACCGAGGAGAAAAAGGCAGUCCUCUGUCCAUGCCUGGGCCACGUGGAUAUAAAGGCAUUAAAGGAGAUGCGGGUGAACGAGGAUCUCCUGGAUUUGAUGGCGAUAAAGGGGAGAAAGGAGAGGAUGGACCACCAGGGUUGAAGGGUUUGAAGGGAGAAGCUGGACUCAAAGGCAGUAUGGGGCCUUUUGGAGCUCGAGGGCCUGUUGGACAAAAGGGAGAAGCAGGAGAACCAGGCACCAAUGGAGAAGCGGGUCGUAACGGAGCGAAUGGACUGCAGGGUAAAAAAGGGGACAAGGGAGACAUGGGGCUGCGAGGACAAAAGGGUGAAGAGGGAGAGAAAGGAGAGCUUGGAUUACAAGGAGACAAAGGAAACAAAGGAGAACAGGGUUUCCGAGGCAUGCCAGGCAGGAUGGGAAUCCCAGGAAUAGACGGGGAACCGGGCAGUAUAGGAGACCCUGGGGCACCAGGCAUUCCUGGACUAAAUGGACCCCCAGGACGAAAAGGAGAAAAAGGUGAUGGAGGAGUACAUGGACUUGAUGGUGAACCAGGGAAAAGAGGAGAGAAGGGACCUCAAGGUUUUCCAGGAUUCCCAGGUUUUAAAGGAUCUCCAGGUUCACCAGGUCCUCCCGGAACUUCAGGUCGACCAGGCCCAGUUGGACCUAAAGGGGAAGUUGGACCUAAGGGAGAAAGAGGAAGAAGAGGAAGAGAAAAGCCAUGCCAAAGAGGCCAACAAGGAAAUCCUGGACAGAGAGGCAUAAACGGUGACGUGGGACUUGAAGGACAGAAAGGGGAAAAAGGCGAUACAGGGCUUACAGCAGACGAGGUGAAAAACCUGGUGACGAAAGAAGUAGUGGGAAAGUGUGGCAAAGAUCAAGCGUACCUUCUUGUGAUGAACACCAAACAUCCAGGAGAAGAAAGUACUAGGAAGAAAGAGGAAGGAACGCAGGAAUCUUCUCUCGCUCAUCUGGAUGAGGCGAAUGAGGGACAAAACACUGCUUUAACAUUGGGAUCUUCUACGGCUUCACCCACUGUUUCACACACUGAGCCAAACUUAACUUAUGAGAAUGUCACAGGAGCUGAAAUCCGAGAGAGCGAGCCCAUUCAGAGAGAACGAAGAUACGCCAUCAAGGUGACGCCAAAAUUCUGUCUUGAGCCGAUGUCCGAGGGCCACUGCUCCGAGUACGUGCUGCUCUGGUAUUUCCACCCGAGCUCUGGAGCCUGCCGACCCUUCAUCUACAGCGGCUGUGGAGGAAACAGAAACCGAUUCAGCACAAAACAUGACUGUCAGAAUUACUGCAGCCCAGGGCAGAAAGAUCCUUUGUCCUGAUGACACCCCUUCGCUGAUAGGGAACGACUUCAACUCCAGUUUCUUUUCCAUUACAAAACAAUUACUCUUUUUGUACAUUUUGUUAGUUUUAUUACUUUUUUGUGUUAACAUUUUUUUAAGUGCAACAUUACUGUCCUUGCUGUAUAUGUUUUGAUGUUUAACCAUUUGGAAUUGUUUUGAAUGUAUUUAAAGUCUCAUCUGCGAACACUAUACGUCAUAUUUGCAUACUUAGAGCCCUACGUUGCCUGUGCACUGUGAUAUCAGUAUGCAAUUAUAGCCCUUGUCAUGUGAUCAUGGAAGUCCUAACCUUAAAUAUGUUUACCGCACCGUUUCAGUACGUUUCGUACACGAUUGGAAUUACACGCUCCCUUCGAUCAACACUUUGUGGUCAUUUUGCACUAACACUGCGCCGUUUAUUUAAAACCGAUUCGGCUCCUGCUCGUUCGUUUUCUAUUUCUGAGGAUAUUAAAAUGGAUUUAUAAAGGCACUAUUGGGAAA
Molecule: messenger RNA, 9830 nt
Organism: Silurus meridionalis
Lineage: Eukaryota; Metazoa; Chordata; Actinopteri; Siluriformes; Siluridae
Gene: col7a1l
Product: collagen type VII alpha 1-like
Molecular function (GO): protein binding; serine-type endopeptidase inhibitor activity
Source: RefSeq, a predicted model, not a curated record